AUGACAUCUACUUAUAUAAAUGAAAUAAGGAAAAAACAAAAAGAAUAUUUAAGUUAUUUAUUUGAUAAAUUUGAAAAAUAUUCCAAUAAAAACUUUUUAAAUAAUUUAUUAAAUAAAUCAUUAAAUGAAAUAGCUUUGUAUCCUUUUCAAGAUAUUAAUGAUAAUGAAGUUUUAGAUGAUAUUAAUGAUUUUAUCAAUGAAUUAACAAUUAAUGCACAAUAUAAAAAGAAAAGUGUUUUUAAGCAUUUAUGUGAAAAUUUUCUUAAAGGAGAAUUUUAUAUUUAUGAUGAAAAAGAUAGAUAUGAAUUAAAAUUUAUCAUUUUAAAAUUAUUAUUUUUAAUAAGUGAAAGUUCAAGAAAUGAAAAUACAAAAGAAAUUGAUUUGUUAUAUCUUAAAUAUUUUAAUAAAGAAAAGGAAGAAGAAAAAAUAAUUUUAGAUGUAAAUGAACAAAUUGCAUUAGAAGAUAUAAAUCAUUUCAAUAUUUUAGAAGAAAAAAAAUAUUUGAAGGAGUUAUAUAAUACUGAUGAUGAAAAUACAAGAUUUUCUUCUUCUUUAGAAGAUGAAAAUGAAAUUGAUAAAGAAGAAAAUAUAAAAGAAAAGAAAGAUUAUUUAAAUAAUGAGAACAUUGAAAUAUCUAAUUUUAAAAAUGAACUAGAAAAUAAUAAUAUAAGUAAUAAUUUUAACAAUUUUUAUGAGACAAAAUAUAGUUAUAUAGAGAAUUAUAUGAAAAACAAAAAUGAAUUAACAUAUGAAAAUGUUAUUAAAAAAAUAUCUGAUUGUAUUUGUAAAUAUCCACAUUAUGAAAAUAUAAAAGAUAAAAUAAUAAGCAAAAAUACUUCAUUAAAUAACAAAAAUAUUAAUAAUAAUGUAUCACAUGGGAACCAUAAUAAUUAUAAAAAUGAAAACAUAUAUGAAAAUAAAAGUAAAAAUCAUUUGACAGAUUCAAACAGUACGUCUGAUGAAGAUAUAUUUAUAAGUUUAAAAAAAAAACAAAAAAAAAGUAAAGACAUAUUUUUUAAAUCGAAGCCAAGAGAGCAAUAUUUUUUUAAUAAUAUUAAUUUGUUUGAUGAAGAGAAUUAUGAAAAUACUGAAAAUGAGGGAAAUUUAAUAUAUGAAACUGAUAUAUACAAUUUACAUAAUGUUUUUAUGACUGAUUUAAAAGAUAAUACGAAAAAUAAAGGAAAUAUUAAUAAUAAUAUAAAUAAUAAUAAUAUUUAUAAAGAUGAUUGUUAUAAAUGUGAUUAUAAAGAAAAUAAAACUAAUGAAACAAUAGAAAGAAAAAAUAACAACGAUAAUAAUAAACUAAUUGAUAGUUCAUAUAAUAGCAAAAUAAUUAUUGAAGAAAAUAAGAAGCAAAAUUUGUUAAGCGGAGUAUAUAAAACAAAUAAGGAAUGGAAUAAAAGAAAAAAUACAUUUUUUGUAAGUGAGAUUUUUAUUAUAAAAGAAAUUUUAAUGAUUUUGUCUUUGAAUUGCCCUAUUAAAUUUAAAGACAAUUUUUUUACUAAUUUCUCUAAUUUUUUAUUUAAUAACAUAAUGGAUAAAAAUAAAAUAAAAGAUGAUUUUUUAUUUUACAUAGAAAUAGAAAGGAAAAAUAAAAAGAAUAACAAAAAAUUAAAUUCAAAAAUUAAAUAUUGUGCUAAAAUAAAAAAAAUGAUGAAUGUUAAACUAUAUAAUGUAGGAAAAAAAAGUUUUAAUAAUUAUAUUAAAAAAAUGAAAAAAGUAUGCAUAAAAAUAUUUUAUAUCAAUACCUUUUUCUUUUUAGCAAAUAAGUUUAGAAAUUUUUUUUUUUUUUUGCCAUCCAAUUUAAGCGAUAUUUUUAAUUAUAUAAUAUAUAUAAGAGAAAAUAUUAAUGAUGAAAAAAAAAAAAAAAAUUUUUUUUUUUUUUUUGAUCAAAUUAACAUGAAUAAUGAAAAUAAAAGUAAUUUAUAUUAUCAAGGAAAUUUUUUAGAAUCAUUUGUAAGUUCAUUAAAAAAUAUUUAUAAUGAAUGGUUACGUGUAGUUGAUAUUUUAUAUAAUUAUCAUAUAUUACUAAUAUUAAGACAAUAUAAUAUAGUAUCUAUAAAUGAUGAACAAAUUUUGGAAUUUUUGCAAAAAAUAAAAACAAUAAAAAUCAUAGAUUAUUUAAAAUUAAGUCAUUUUACUAAUCUAAGAAAAAAAGAAAAAAAAGGAAAAAAGAAAAUAAAUAUAUAUGAAGACAUUACUAGUUUUAGAUCAUUAAGUUUGAUUCAUUUAAAUCAUAUAAUAAAUAAUUACCUUUAUAUGUGGAAUAAUUUGUAUGAUUUUAUUAAUUUGAUUUUAUCUUAUUUAUUAUAUAAUAUUAGUAUAAAGGAUUAUACUUAUUUCAAUUAUAAUUAUGAUAAUGCUAAAAAAUUAUGCAUCUGUUAUGACAUGAUUUUAUUAUACUGGAGAAACUGUCAAAUUAUGAAUGACCAACCUUUAGAAAAAAUUUUCCGAUUUUUAUUGAAUGAUUUAAAUAUGUAUUAUUCUAAGCAUAUAAAUAAUUGGAUAAAAAAAGGAAAAAUUGAUGAUAGAUUUAAUGAAUUUUUUAUCUUUUCCUUAAAAAAGGAAGAAAAACAUAGUGACAGUCUUUUUAUUAGAAAACAAAAUGAAUUUAUAUUAUGUCCAGAAUUUUUUAAUUCUUUCAUUUUCUCUUUAAUAAGUUUAGGAAAUAAUAUUCGUCUAUAUAUGAAAAUUAAUAAUGAAAAUAAUAUAGAUUAUAUUGAUUAUUAUUUAAAAGAAGAAAAAGGAAUAAAAUGCUUUGAAGAUAAUGAAAAUAUCAAGUUAAAUCUAUGUGAAAAUGACGAUAAUUAUAAUUUUAUUUUUUUGGAAAAAAAUAAAAUUACAACAAAAAAGUUACAUGAAAAUACACUUAAUUAUUAUUAUAAUUUAGAAAGUAUAAAAAAAAUUCAAAAUACUUCACUUGAUAUCAUAUCUAAAUUUUUGACAAUGAAUGAAAGUAAAAAUCUUCCAUAUUUUAAUAAAAAUAUUAUGUUAAUAAAUAUAUCUUAUGACUUGUAUAUUAAACAGUAUUUUCAGGAAAAAUUUUUUAAUUUUUAUGUUAAAAGUAAUCGUAUAUUUCUGUAUAGUUUAAUGAAACAUUGUUAUCUUUUAGAAUAUUUUUGUUGUUUGCGUAGUUUAGUAUUUUUAGAAAUAUGUGACUAUAUUUUUCCAUUUUUUGAAUUUGUUUUUAAAGAAGUAUCUUUUCCUUUUAUUGAUGAAAGAAAUAUUAACUCUAUAUUUAGACAAUGUGUUUAUAAUAGUAAUCAAAAUUUAAAGAAGCAAAAUGCAAAUUUUAAUUAUACCUGUUCCUCUUUUUUGCAUAAAAAAUUUACAUUAAUCCAUAUGAAAAUAUUAUUAUCAAAGAGUAAAAACUAUAAACACAAAAAAAAAGGCAAAAGGAAAAGAAUAUUUAAUGAAAAUUACAGCAAUAUUAUGGAAAAAAAAAAUGUUAAAGAAAUUAAUGAUAUAAACACGAAUGAGUCUUCUAGUAGUUCAAAUUUAUCUAAUAUAAAUAAAAAAAGUUUAUGUUUUAAGGAUUGUAAUCUAUUUAACAAUUCAUUAGAUGAUUAUGAUAAAAAUAUCACGAAAUUCAAUGAUUCUUACGAAAAUUUCGAAGAAGAAUCAAAUUAUCUUAUUAAAAAAAUUAAGAAAAAAAAUAAUGAUAAUGAUAACUUUAAUGAUAUUAAUUAUAAAAAUUUAAGGAAAUAUACUAUUUGUAAAGAAUUAAACACUAAUUUUUACACAGAAGAAAUAAUAACAAAUAUAUUAAAAAGUUUUUAUUUUAAAUUAAAAGAAAACAAAAUUUAUAAUAACAAAAUUAAUGUCAUUAAUUAUAGAAAUUUAAUUAUUGAAACAAAAACAUCACCUUUUAUAAAUUUUCUCGUUGAUUCUACAUGCCUAGAAAAAUAUUCAGCUAUAUUUUCCUACUUUUUAGAAAUUAAAAAAUCAUUACAAAUAUUAAAUUUGGUUCAUAUAUUUUAUAAAUAUUUAAAAACUAAAAAAAAUUCAAGUUUUGAUAAUUUUCACACUAUUAUUUUUUCAUUAUGCACAUUGAAAUAUAAAGUUUUUUUUUUUCUGAAUACUAUCUAUACAUACUACCAAUGGAUGCUAAAUUUUUCGUGGAAUAAUUUUAUAUUCAACUUAUCAAAAUCAAAAUCAAUAGAUCAUAUAAAAAAUAAUCAUCAAUUUUAUUUAAAUUUUUUAAUAGAAACUUUAUUAGUACCUAUAUUAACUAACCAUGAAGAAUUAUAUAACUUUUAUGUAAACGAUGAAUAUAAAAAGAGUACUGUAUAUAAAGAAUAUGAAAAAAUUUUUUUUAAUUAUAACUUAAAUAGAAAAGAAGAAAACUGUGUUCAACCUAUGAAUUACAACAUAUACAACGAUAGAAAUAUAAUUAAAAAUAUGAGUAACUAUGAAAAAGAGGAUAAUACUCCUGAAAAUGACAUAUAUAGAAAUAAUUUGAAAAAAAAUUCUGAUAGAUUGCAUGAAAUUUCAAUUAAUAAGCAAUUUUUAUUGAAUGAAUUAUUUUCUAAUAAUAUUUUAAAUUUAUUAUUCAUACCUUCUCAAAUAUAUGAAAUUUUGGUAAAAAUAAGUAAAUUUUUGAAUAUUAAUUUUGAUUUAAAUUUUGAAAAUCCAUAUGAUAAUGCUUUUGACGAGGAAGAAAAAGAGGAGGAUGAAGAUGAAGAUGAAAAUGAAGAAGAUGAAGAAAUAAACAAAGUAAAAAAUAAUAUAAUGAAUAAAAACAACAUUAGUGAUUCUAAACAUAUAGAAAAAGAACAAUUUAUUUUUUCAAUAAAAAAUGAUAUAAAAACACUUUUAAAUGUAUUUGAAAUACAUUUUUCGGAGUUUAUGAUGAAGUUAAAUAUUAUUUCUUUUAAUAUAGAAGACAAUAAUUUUUUUGGACCAAAUAAAGAUUCUAAAUUAUUUAAUCACAUAAUAAGAUUAGACAAAAAUAUUUUAAAAAAAGUUUCAAUUUUAGAAAAUAUGUUAUCCUUUUAUUCUUAUAAUGAUCUAAAUUACCUUAGAAAUUAA
This is a messenger RNA of Plasmodium gallinaceum, 5031 nucleotides long. RefSeq names its product conserved Plasmodium protein, unknown function. The record is from RefSeq and is a predicted model, not a curated record. The transcript has a single exon. The coding region runs from base 1 to 5031 and encodes 1676 amino acids. NCBI's taxonomy places the organism in Eukaryota, Apicomplexa, Aconoidasida, Haemosporida, Plasmodiidae.